This is a messenger RNA of Cinara cedri, 1550 nucleotides long. NCBI's taxonomy places the organism in Eukaryota, Metazoa, Arthropoda, Insecta, Hemiptera, Aphididae. The record is from the annotation of a GenBank genome assembly.
AUGAGUAAAAUACAGAAUACAUCCGAACUGGAGAACCGAGUAAGCGUAAAAAAACCAAGACUGGUAGGUAAAGAACAAGGGAAAUUUGUGGAACUACCAGGAGCUGAAAUGGGCAAGGUUGUUGUUAGGUUUCCCCCAGAAGCCAGCGGGUUAGUAUAUUUUUUGCAUAAUUAUUGAUUAUAUAUGUAUGCAUGCGUACCUAUUUACAUUAAAAAUAGUUUAAUUCAGUGACGGCUCGUGGAAUAGUGCACAGGCACCUAAAAUUUUGAAAACUAUACAUUUGUAUGUUACUACAAUAUAAAAUUAUAUUAUUUAUUAUUAUAAAAUAUAUAGAUUAUAAACUAGAAAUGCAUUCAUAUUUAUUGUAGAGAUAAGAAUAAUUAGUUUGAAAAUUCAAGAAAAACUAAUGUUAUCGCACAUAUGCUCAUUAUACACAGUAUGCAGCGAUCACAGAAUAUGGAUGGGCAAAUACAUUUUGUACACCAGUUGCAUAUGCGCAUUUGACCUUCUCAUUCCUACUACUGACACAACUACUAUUAGACUUAGUGGUGUGUUAGUGUGUGGUGGCUGUAUAACUGUCUGCCACUGUUUAUUGAGAAUAUCAUGCAUUAAGAACUGAUUAUUUCUUUUGAAUAAUAAAUUCAUAAAUAAUAUUAUUUAAUAUGACAAAAAAAAACAUAACUAUUUAAUAUAUUGUAAAUUUCUAUCUAUGAAUCUCAUAUAUAAAACAAAUAUAUUCAUAUUUCAAUAAAAUAUUUGUUUUAGUUCUUGUUUUCUGAAUUGACUGUACUUAUUCAACUUAUACAAUUUUUUAAAUGUGCACUAUCAAUUAUUUUACAUACUAGCCGCUACUGGUUCAAUUGUUAUACAUAGUUAAUAAUUUUUAUAAUUGUAUGUUUUAGAUAUUUACAUAUUGGCCACGCCAAGGCAGCCCUUUUAAACCAACAUUAUCAACUGGCUUUUAAUGGUAGACUAGUAAUGCGUUUUGAUGAUACCAAUCCUGCAAAAGAAAAAGAAGAUUUUGAAAAGGUAAAAUUAUUUAUUUCAUGUUUACAUUAUGUAUGAAAUAUUAAGUUUCUAUUGUAAUAGUAUUAUGAAAAUAAUAUUUUAGAUCAUAACACCAAUAUGUAAAUUAAUACACGUUUUGUUUUGAAUUUGUAUUUAUUGUUCUAGGUCAUACUAGAAGAUGUUGAUAUGUUAAAAAUUAAACCAGACAAUUUUACAUAUACUUCAGAUUAUUUUGAUGCCAUGUUACUUAUGUGUGAAAGUUUAUUAAAAGCAGGGCAUGCUUUUAUAGAUGAUACAGAUGGAGAAAAAAUGCGUUUGGAGCGUGAACAACGAAUUGAAUCUAUUAAUCGCAAUAAUUGUAAGUGCAUUAAAUUCAUAUAUUAAUUUUUCAUAGAAAAGAAAACGAUUAUUAUUUUAUAAGAUAUAAAUAAAACAUUUUUAACUAACUAAAACAAUUUUUCAUUUGUGUUUCAGCAAUUGAAAAAAAUCUUGAACUAUGGAAUCAAAUGAAAUUAGGUUCAGUGGUUGGUCAAANAGCCUGA